Drosophila montana is the source of this 2130-nucleotide messenger RNA. Its product is annotated as CYFIP-related Rac1 interactor B. NCBI's taxonomy places the organism in Eukaryota, Metazoa, Arthropoda, Insecta, Diptera, Drosophilidae. Gene Ontology annotation, molecular function: small GTPase binding. Bases 361 to 1335 code for a protein of 324 amino acids. The record is from RefSeq and is a predicted model, not a curated record. The transcript is spliced from 5 exons. Gene Ontology annotation, biological process: regulation of actin filament polymerization.
AGUACGUUUUUAGCUGCCGUCGAGAGUGGUGGUUGCGUUUGUGUUGCGGCGUGUUUUUGGUGUGUUUGUUAUAUUUUUUAAACAUAAGUCUUGUGUAAAUGCCAGCAAUGUUAAAAGCACAAAUGCAGAAACGCGAUCAUUAAACGAAUUUAAUAAAGAGCGGCUCCUACGAUACGCGAGUUCACGAAAAAGUUCUGCGAAAAAGGUGAUAAGCGCGCAAUUGCCCCUGCCUAGUGAAGAAGUGUACGUAAGAGUGAAACGCAACCAAAAGUGCUACAAAAAAAUCAAUACAAAUAUAAACACAACAAAUAAAGUCAAACAUAUUUAAUAAGCCGCAUUUGUAAUAAAUUAAUUAAGAAAAUGGGCAAACUGCUGAGUCUUUUGUCACGCGACGAUUCAAAUUGUUGCGCCGCCAAAUCCUACGACGUUUUCCUAGACUUUGAGAACGCCGCGCCCACGGAUACGGAGCGGGAAGUGUACGAUGAAGUUGAGCGCGUGCUCAAGGAAUCGGAAGUCGUUUUAGAGGAGAUACAAAUCUAUAAGGGCGCCAACAAAGAAAUACGCGAAGCCAUCGCCGAUCCCUCGCCCGAGGUGCAGGGCAAAGCGUGGUCGGCGGUGCUGCCGCUGGUCAUAAAGCUGAAACGCUGCUACGAGCACUCCCUGGAGCUGGACAAAACAGUGCCCAAGCUGCUGGGCCAAUUGGUUGGCGGCAAACUGAAUCCGACACAGCACCUGGAGACACAGCAGGCGUUGGUCAAGCAGCUGGCCGAGAUAUUGGAAUUUGUGUUGAAAUUCGAUGAGUACAAGAUGAAAACACCCGCCAUACAGAACGACUUCAGCUACUACAGGCGCAUUGUUAGUCGACAGCGCGUGGACUCCACGGAAAACAUGCUGGUCAGCACAGAGCUGGCGAAUCGUAUGUCACUAUUCUAUGCGCAUGCCACGCCCAUGCUGAAGGUGCUCAGCGAGGCCACAUCGAAAUUUGUGAAUGAUAAUGCGGACGAUGUGCAAAAUACAACAGAAACUCUUGGUACAAUGGCCAAAGUGUGCCUGCGAAUGCUGGAGAAUCCUAAACUGCUGCAGCAAAUCGAACGGGAGGAGACACAAAUGCUGGUGCUGCGCGUUAUGGUCGGACUGGUCAUACUCUACGAUCAUGUCCAUCCAGUGGGAGCGUUUGCGCGCGGUGCCCACGUGGACGUGAAGGGCUGUGUGCGGCUACUGCAGGCACAGCCAGCGAUAAAGGCGGAGCCCCUGCUGAAUGCCCUGCGCUACACGACGAAGCAUCUAAACGAGGAGAACACGCCGAAGAAUAUACGCAAUAUGCUGGCCGCAUAAUGGCAGAGUCCGGCGUGGAGCAAGCCAAAUCGUUUUGUUUAUGUGUAAAAUUUGUAACGUUAACUUUGUUUAAAGAUUUAAACGGUUUUUAAUUUAUGUAAUUAAUAGGCUUCUACUACGAGUAUAUAUAUAUAUAGAAAUAUUAUGUUUAAAUUGUGUGAAUGUUGUGCAGAAAGGAGGCAGCAUUUAGUUUUAUUUAUGCAUUUCCAAUAUUUGUCGUAUUAAUUUGUAAUCAUAUUUUGUUCUAUUGUUUGGCGCCUCCUUGUGAAGUAAACAUGCAAAUAUAUAUCAAAAACAACCAGCAACAAAACAAUAUUUAGUUCAUAAUCUAGCACUAAUAUUAAGUAAUGAACAAACCUAUUACAAAUUGAUUAACAAAACAAAUUAGCGCAAAGUAUAAUACGAUAGAAAUAAAUAUCCUAAAUUCCAAUUUCAACUACUAACCAGAGAUUAUAAAUUUAAAUACAUUUUUAAAUAAAAUUUAGCAUAUUUUUUUGUACAUGACUAUAAAUUACAAUUAAUUAUAAAAAAAAAAGAAAAACACAAUACAUACCAACUAAAAUGGCCUGAACAAACUGAACCAUCAAACAGUAAGAAAGCAGAUGCAUUUAUAUUUUCACUCUGAACAAAAGAUUUGAUAAACAUAUUGAACCGAACCUUUGUAUGAUUAUAAAAGAAUGCUGCGCAAUAAUAUUUUAAGACUUACACAAAGAAAUUUAUAAAACUUGUAUUGAAACGAACAAAAUCAAUCAAUCAAGCCAGCGAAACAAAAAUAAACUUAAAACACAGACUAAA